Messenger RNA from Pieris brassicae (large cabbage white), 1620 nucleotides. RefSeq names its product ankyrin repeat domain-containing protein 54-like. The coding region runs from base 139 to 930 and encodes 263 amino acids. The transcript has a single exon. Gene Ontology annotation, molecular function: protein binding. Gene Ontology annotation, cellular component: cytoplasm; nucleus. The record is from RefSeq and is a predicted model, not a curated record. Lineage: Eukaryota; Metazoa; Arthropoda; Insecta; Lepidoptera; Pieridae.
UAAAAGUGAAAGUUUAUGGUUUCAUUUCAGGUUUAAUACAUGUUGUUUUCGAAUUUUCUUUAUGUUUCGCCUUGUCUACAUAUUACUUUAAACGUGAAUUCAAAUUGUGUAAUCUUAAAAGAAUAACGCGAUAUUAUAAUGGCCGAUUCAGGAGUGGAUACUGGCAACGAAAGUAGCGACAAUACAGUAUUUGAUCAUCCUCAUCAAGUUUUUGAAUUCAGCCCUCCACCAAUACCAAUAAACAUUGCUGGGCUUCCCAUGCCUAUUGACUUUUUUGGUGAAGCGCAUGAUCAUAUUGGGAAAAUAAAGUUUUGUACCAAUGCGAGGCAUUGUCGUCGCAAAUAUAGAAACUGCAAUCUAUUAUCAUACUUUCCUAAAAACAAAAAGCUUAGAUUUGCUGCUGGCACAAAUAAUACAGAAUUAGUAGAGAAGCUUUUACAAGCAGGUGCAGAUCCUAAUUACACAGAUAAACAUUUGAGGAGUCCACUACACUUGGCAGCUUGCCGUGGAUACACUGAUGUUGUUAAAAUUCUUAUCAAAUAUGGUGCUAACCCAAACAUAAAAGAUACUCUUGGAAAUACACCUUUGCAUUUAGCUGCUUGUACAAGCCACAUUUCUGUUGUCACAGCUUUACUGGGUGCAGGUACAGAUGUUAGCUCUAAUGAUAAAAAUGGCAGGACUCCUUUACAGCUUGCACAGAGUAAACUGAAGCUCAUUAAGAUGAGACCAGGGAUUCAUGCAACUCAGGCACUGCUCAGUGAAAUCCGUCUAAUAGUUGAGAUGAUGUUGAAGUACAUGGAAAUUCAAAAAGCAGAUUCAGGAGAAUUAGAAUCUGUUUGUAAAAGAUUAGAAAAUAUAAGUACAAGGGAGCAAGUUGACUCAGAAGUUCAAAAUUUACUUGAUAGUUUGGAUUCAUUAAAAUUAAGGUAAAAAGGUAAUUUAUUUUGUAAAGAAUAGUCUUAGAUAUUAAUUUUAUACAUUUAUAAUACAUAUUAUAAUAAGAGUUGUUUGGUAUUGUUAUUUAAUGUCUAACCUCAGCAAACAGUGUACUUGUUGUUUCAAUAAGUAAUUACUUUGUUUGUAAUUCUUGUCUUUAUAAAUUGGAAAGAAAAAUUUGAUAAGAAAAGCAAAUCAAUUAUUGCUAUAACGGUCAAAUAAAUUUUUUAUAUACAUGCUUAGUGUUUCAAUACUAAUGAUGCACAUCGUAAUGCAUAUGAACUUGGAGUUGGAAGGAUUUCCUUCUUUAACUGUAGUUAAUUAUAAAAGCCAUGUUUAGAACUUGCAGAAUGUCACUCAAGAAUGUGAAUCAAUGUUUUAGCCUUGGUUUAAGAGAGAUUCUAUUUACAGUUUAUUUGUAAAGAACUUAGAUAUCAGUAAAUAUAUUGCCUACUUAUGUUUUAAAUAUAAUAGGUUCUAGUGUUAAUCAUUUAAUUAUUGUGUAAGAAGAUUACACAGACCAUUUUACUUGUCAAAAUCUAGAUUUCAUAGUAUGAGAUAACUACAAUUGCUUUCAAUUAUUCUUUAUCAUAAAAAUAAAUACAAUCUUUGCAAAUGUCAGAUGAAUAUGCAGCAUUGAAUAAGCAUGUUUACAAAUUUUUUGAUUAUAUGAUUUAAUGAAGA